AUGCCCGUCGCCGCCCAAAGCCACUUGACUCGCCAACAAAGUGCCCGCCGACGCAGGACAGCGUCGCGAUCCGCAGAAUCCAUGCGCGACUUGGAGAAGCUCGAGAACAUUCAUCCCGCCUUGCGACCCAACUUUCCCCCGCCGAGUACCGAAGACAUCACCGCUCUCCCGCUCCAGCACGCCCUACAGCAUAGUCCUCACCUACGGCCCAUCGCGCAUGACCGCGGUACCAUUCCAUACAAUUUCCAGUCGCACUCUCACUCAAGCCUGCCCGCCGCAGCACGAGAGCGCCGCAAGCUACAACGACCUCAGUCAUUGCGCAGGGACCCUGCCGGUGAGUCUCUCGUCCGCCGCAUCUCCAGCAGGCGGCGGAGAGAGCACGACCACCUUCGAGAAGAAGAGAUACGCGCCAUGACUCUUCCCAUGCCCCAGAAGCGCCCCGCCGGCAGCUCUGGUGGUGGCAUGCUGCGAAGAGAUAGCAAGAAAGUCAAGGGCGGACUCAACCAUCGCUUCGAACGACCCACGUCCAACGUAUCGCUGCCCUUCGAGGAUUCCGUACACUCAUCCAUGUCGAGCAACUCGGAGCUCCGCGCCUUUCGCGUGAGUACACUGGACAUGUUCUCGCCACGACCCACGAUUCGGUUCUCUGUUGGCUCGCAGUACUACUCGCCAGACCGCAGCUCACCCACGACGCUGCCUGGCAGAAAUGACUCCCGGAGAGAACGGAGGCCGCCGAGUAAUAGAGACGAGAAGCAAAAAAACAGGACAAGCAGGAUAGACGAUCUCGCAGAUUCACUGGAUGCGGGAGAGUUGCGAGAAAUACUUGAGAGAGAUAAGAGGCGCAAGGACAAGAAAGCAAGGGCCGAGCAAGAACGCCUCAGACGUCGUCUAGAACGACGGGCAGAGAAACAGAAUGCCGCUGCAGAAAUAGGAGGUACGCCAGCCACGCCCCGCCGAGAAGCCGUGGGCGCGGUCGGCUUGGGCAUCGAACGCGAGGUUCCAAUACCGAUGGAAGACGUCCGCCCAUCAACACCACCACCACGACCGCAGCAAUUAGUACUGCCUACAACACCAAAGGGCUACGAGAACAGCCAAUUGCCCACACCAUUAGAGAGCCCAACCGAAGAGCCGGUGGUAUCCGAUGCCCGCGCCAUCCGAUACUCGCGCGGCAGUGUCUCAAACCAUGUUCAUGCUCGGGGGCCGUCCAACGUGUCACAGCUACCAGAGCUCAUUUCAGAAAAACUUGCUCAAGAGAUGGUUGACGACUCUUCCGAACAACCGCAGGACCCGUUCCGGAGUGGUUCACUUCACGCUGUAGAUACGGUUGAGACCACACCAUCCAAGCGCGGGUCAAUUCGCCGACGCAGUUCAGAUGGCAGGCGCAUGGGCGUGUUCGCAGCUUUCUUCCGACGAGGCAAGCGCAGUUCACAAGAGCCAGGACGGACAACCCCUUCAGAAAUCUCGUUCUCCAAUACCUCUCGUGAAUCCAUGGCUCGUCAACCAAUACCCGCCCACUUGAUAGGCACCGCGCCUCCCACCGCUCCGAUCCAGAUCAAGCGAUCCGUCCAGCGUGCCCCGGCGAACCAUGUCUAA
Messenger RNA from Parastagonospora nodorum SN15, 1593 nucleotides. RefSeq lists its product as hypothetical. Bases 1 to 1593 code for a protein of 530 amino acids. The transcript has a single exon. The record is from RefSeq and is a predicted model, not a curated record. Lineage: Eukaryota; Fungi; Ascomycota; Dothideomycetes; Pleosporales; Phaeosphaeriaceae.